Messenger RNA from Cyprinodon variegatus (sheepshead minnow), 1416 nucleotides. It is a transcript of the gene fam187b, whose product is annotated as family with sequence similarity 187 member B. Bases 1 to 1416 code for a protein of 471 amino acids. The record is from RefSeq and is a predicted model, not a curated record. NCBI's taxonomy places the organism in Eukaryota, Metazoa, Chordata, Actinopteri, Cyprinodontiformes, Cyprinodontidae. The transcript has 7 exons.
AUGUGGACAGGGAAUGAUGGCGUCUGGUGCAAGAUUGGCAGCUCUGAUCUUCCUGGCUUGCCUACGCUCUACAGUCACAGCGAUCCGACUGGCGACCUGUCGAGGGUGUACCCCGCUUCACCAGCAACCCAAGCAGAAGUAAUCGUGAUGUGGGGUUUUGCUCUUCUCUUAUACUCUGAGGUGUGGAGCUAUGAGGCUCCUGAAGAUAAACAGGAUGUAUUUGCCACAAGAGCCUGCCCUGCCUUCCUGACCUUCACAAAUGCUGCCUACAUUGCUGGAGUGACUGUGGAGCUGCCCUGCCACUGCAAACCACAGGAGGUCCAGUCAGUUGUUUGGUUCUUCAGGAAGCAUCGGGGCAGCUCUGAUGAGACCAGAGCCCUGACAGAUCACCAUGGUAACACGCUGCUGGACACAAGUAACAUCCCUCACAGCAGUGACCUGCGAAGUCGAUUCUCCAUUCGGCUCUUUAGUUUGCUGAUAUUCAGAACAGGACCAAGUGACUCCGGCCUCUAUAUUUGUGGCUCUGCCCAUAAAGACUUCUUCUAUGCUUAUGACCUGGAUGUGCAGGAAGCUCCAACAUUUAGUUUCACACCAAGGGUCACUCAAGAAAGCAGAAAGAGGAAAAGGUACAGCGACAGCUUCAUCAUCCAUUCACACCCUUUAUAUCAGAUCUUCAUUAGCUUCCAGUCCUGGUCAGUGUGUGAUCGAUGUGGGGUUCCAGGCGAGCAGGUCCGUGUUGGACUCUGCUAUGUUCACUCCCAGUUCCUACAUGUGCGAUACAGAUGGACCAAUCAUACAGUUGCAUCCUGUGGCUCUGAAGCAGUCCCCGCCUCUUUCAGCCUUCUAAAGCAGGGGCCUAAGGUGGAAGUCAAAGGCUGUAUGGUUCCAUGUCCAACAGAAGCUCCUCCUCCUUCAAAGCUGAUUGCUUUAAUGACAUUUCUUGGGUACAGUUCUGCAUCUUUGCCAGUGCCGGUGCCUGUGUUUUAUCUUAACCACCCAGCAGACAGCGUUCUCGCCCUGGGCUGUCCUGGAGCACGUCCCAACAUGGCCGUGGCUUGGGAUCAGGAAUCUAAACAAAUCUACAGGUCCGAGCAAACAGCGGGGGGAAACUUCAGCUACUUUUCCCCAAGGAUCAGGAUAGACACUGGACAUCAUUUAGUGUUUCAUCCAGCAAAAAUCAAGGACUCAGGUGUGUACUACUGCUGGCUUCAGGGUCGACGGGCUGCUGAGAUUCGUCUGCUGGUAUAUCUGUCUCUCGGAGAUGAACAACAAGUUUGGUCCCAUCCGGACUUUGCAGCAGCCAUCCAAACUGUGUUUAAAUCUUAUGCUGUGAUGACAGCUCUGUUUUGUCUGCUGCUGAUAUGCAGAGCUGGGAUCGACCAUGCCAGAGACACAGUGGAAACGCACCUGGAUUAA